AAACCCCAAAUCGAAAACCCUAACCCCAUCAAUAAUCAAUUCUGGGCAUUCGACGAGCACCGAACAAGUGUAUUGUACGCCUUACCAUUUUGUAAGCGAAACUAAUUUCUCGACAUUGUGCGACAUUUCUGAUUAGGUUUAUGCCCCACAAGAUCACCUUAGUUUCAUCACCAUUAUCUUACAUCUUCCAAGAAAAGACGACUUCGUCUUCUGAUAAAUCGGGGGAAAAGGUCAUGGCGUCGAAGGCGCAGUUGGCAAAGAAGCGAUCGGCUCUCGCAGACAUCACGAACCAAAAGAAUGGCUCUCAGACUGGUCCGAAAACUUCAUCAUUUCCAUUGAAGCCUAUGGUUCCAUGUAUGGCAAAAAUUGCCAAAACAAAGAGUGAAUUUUCUGCCUGCAUUCCAAGUACAGACAUCUCAAGACAUACUUUGCUGGAAUCCUCGAGUUCGAAACCAACGAUUGGGGUUCCUUCAAGCAAUGCUUCUCUAACUAUAAGGGAUACCGCUCUUAUUGCACAACGUAGGAUAACUAAUGCACCGAGGUGCAUUGAUGCUUCUCCAAGUAGAUCAGUUGGUGUUUCUGUCUAUUUGGACGGGAACUUUUCUAUUUGUGAUUCCUUGAAGUGUCAAGAUUUUGAUUGUGAUGAUAAUGAGGAAGUUUCAUCAGCUGUUAAUUCUAUUGAGGGAAAGCCAAGUAACAGUUUCUGCAUUUCCGAAGAUUUGGGAAAACCAGGAAGCACGUGCAAUAGAGAUGUAUUCUUUGAUGUGGAAACGACUGAUAAAGUUGCCUUUAUUGACAAUUUGAUCAACCCCCAGUUCUUUGCAACCAUCGCUUCUGACGUAUACAAAUAUUUGCGUGCAUCUGAGGCUAAUUACAGACCUUCUCUGGACUUUAUGGAAAGGAUCCAAAAAGACAUCACUGCCAGCAUGCGUGCUAUGUUGAUUGAUUGGCUUGUGGAGGUUGCCGAAGAGUACAGGCUACAACCUGAUACGCUAUUUUUGUCUGUUAACUACAUAGACCGCUAUCUUUCUGGCACUGUAAUGAAAAGACAACGGUUACAAUUGCUUGGGGUUGCAUGCAUGAUGAUUGCAGCUAAAUAUGAGGAGAUCACCGCACCCCAUGUAGAAGAGUUUUGUUAUGUAACUGACAAUACGUACUUCAAGGAAGAGGUCUUGCAAAUGGAGUCAGCUGUGCUGAACCACUUGAAGUUUGAAAUGGGAGCUCCAACUGCUAUUUGUUUUUUGAGGCGAUUUGUUUGUGUAGCUCAACUGACCAGCGAGGUUCCAUCAAUGCAUAUGGAAUGUAUGGCCAACUAUCUUGCAGAGCUAUCUCUUCUGGAUUAUGGCAUGCUUUGUUAUGCCCCAUCAUUAAUAGCGGCUUCUGCUACUUUCUUGGCCAAAUAUAUACUGUCUCCAGUAAAUAAACCUUGGAAUUCUACAUUGAUGUCUUACACAUUUUAUCAAGCUUCUGACUUGCGUGAAUGUGUCAAGGCUCUGCAUCAUCUGUGGUGUAGUGGCAGUAAUUCUAAUUUGCCUGCAAUUCGGGAGAAGUACAGUCACCAUAAGUACAAAUUUGUAGCACAGAAAUACUGUCCUUUGUCAUUACCUCCGGAGUUCUUCCAAGAUUUAAGCCACUAGAUUUUACAGCUUCACAUGUUGCUGGUUGUAUUAAGAUGCACCUGAAGAUUACCAGUUAUUACCACCUUCUGCUGGUUUGUUUUGAC
Messenger RNA from Morus notabilis, 1723 nucleotides. RefSeq names its product cyclin-A1-4. Lineage: Eukaryota; Viridiplantae; Streptophyta; Magnoliopsida; Rosales; Moraceae. Gene Ontology annotation, cellular component: cyclin-dependent protein kinase holoenzyme complex; cytoplasm; nucleus. Gene Ontology annotation, biological process: regulation of cyclin-dependent protein serine/threonine kinase activity; mitotic cell cycle phase transition. The record is from RefSeq and is a predicted model, not a curated record. The coding region runs from base 141 to 1637 and encodes 498 amino acids. The transcript is spliced from 11 exons. Gene Ontology annotation, molecular function: cyclin-dependent protein serine/threonine kinase regulator activity.